AGCGUGAAACUUCUUUCGUUUUGUUCAGUCUCCCUCUCUGUGAAGAAAGAAAAGAAUAAAACACCCAGAAAAGUAGAAUUUCCGCUGUUGUUUCAAAACCCUAAUUUAUCUUAAUAAAAACCUUAUAGAAAUCCAUAAAAAUGGAAGGGAAAUGGAUAAAUAGAGGAGAUUUAUGGAAAGAUAAAGCACGAGCACUUCAGUUAAGAAUUCGAGAUCGAUUUAGAGUUACUGUUGAUAAACAUCGUCGUAAUAUACCUAGAUUUUCAUCAUCAUCAGAUGGUACUACUAUUAAUUAUUCAUCAAAUGUGCAUCGUUGGAUGGUGUCUUUUCGUGGUCUUCGGAGAGAAUCAUUAUCUCCCUCUUCUGUGUUCUAUCGCAAGAGAGUGGAUAAGGAUGUUGAUGCAUUGGAGGACUCUAAGAUUAUGCAGAUGCUUCAAUCUGUUGCUGUUCCCAUGAUUGGAAAUGUUUGUCACUUCUUUAUGCACGGGCUCAAUCACGUUCAGAUAUAUGGUGCAGAAAAAUUACAGAAGGCCGUUUUACAAAGACAACAAGGAAAAUCUCUUAUUACAGUAAGCAAUCAUGUGGCCUCUGUGGACGAUCCUUUUGUUAUUUCUGCACUCUUACCACCAAGUGUGCUGUUUGAUGCACACGGCUUGAGAUGGACCCUUUGUGCUAGUGACCGAUGUUUCAAAAAUCCAGUGACAUCAGCAUUCUUCCGAAGUGUCAAAGUAUUACCUGUUUCUCGUGGUGAAGGGUUAUAUCAGAAGGGUAUGGACAUGGCAAUAAAGAAACUUAACAAUGGAGGGUGGGUUCAUAUCUUUCCAGAAGGUAGUCGUUCUCGGGAUGGUGGAAAAACCAUAGGCUCUGCCAAGAGAGGGGUUGGCAGGCUGGUUAUGGAUGCGGACAAUACUCCCAUAGUUGUACCCUUUGUUCACUCAGGAAUGCAAGAAAUCAUGCCUAUAGGAGCCAACUUCCCAAGGGUUGGCAAGACUGUAACAGUAAUUAUUGGCGAUCCAAUUAGUUUUGAAGAUUUGCUCAUUAAAGGUAAUAACCAGUAUGCAUCAAGAGGUGCACUUUAUGAUGCUAUCUCCUCAAGGAUUAGUCAGAGGCUGCAUGAGCUAAAAGUCCAAGUCGACAAAUUAGCCCUUGAACAAUCACUACAGCUCCAACUUAACACCCCACGAAACUCUGAACGUGCUGCUGGAAUCUUGCAGCAGUUAGAUUGGGAAGCAUUUGGAAUGCAGAGUUACAUAGUUGGGGAAGAUAACCCCAAUUGUAUGACGAUGACGGCCCAAAAUCAACAUGGUGACAUCCUUGAUCAGACACAGGGACAGGGAGCGUCUUCAUCAGAGCGAAAACGUAACAUGGACUUCUUUUGGGAAGGUGGAAUGAUGAGUAGGAUUCGAGAAUUCAUGGACACUGACUUGGUGGGAUUUGCUGCUAGAGGAUUGUUUGAGAAUGUUAGGACCAAUGUUAUUAGGACCAGAUUUAUGGUAGAACCACAAUUUUGUAAAUACGGUGUGUCCAAUGUUUGAUAUGGUUGAGUAGGAAUUAGUUAUUUCUAAUUAGUACAAUGAUGUCUAGGUUUCUGUAUCUUGGAUAGUUAUAGUUAUAUCCCAAAAACCAGACUAUCAUGGUAUCCUUGUCCCUGCUAAGUAAGUUAAUCAAGAAAAUGAUAUUAAUUAAAGAGAAACUGUUGGUUAAAUUUAUGCCUGUAUCAAUAAAUAUGUGUGCUCUCUCAUCUGAUAAA
Messenger RNA from Papaver somniferum (opium poppy), 1750 nucleotides. RefSeq names its product tafazzin-like. NCBI's taxonomy places the organism in Eukaryota, Viridiplantae, Streptophyta, Magnoliopsida, Ranunculales, Papaveraceae. The record is from RefSeq and is a predicted model, not a curated record. The transcript is spliced from 7 exons. Gene Ontology annotation, biological process: phospholipid metabolic process. Bases 141 to 1535 code for a protein of 464 amino acids.